Molecule: messenger RNA, 2420 nt
Organism: Salvelinus fontinalis (brook trout)
Lineage: Eukaryota; Metazoa; Chordata; Actinopteri; Salmoniformes; Salmonidae
Gene: hdhd3
Product: haloacid dehalogenase-like hydrolase domain containing 3
Exons: 4
Coding region: 1340-2104 (254 amino acids)
Source: RefSeq, a predicted model, not a curated record
GUUAUUUGUCACAAUUUAGAAUGUAUUCACUCUAUUUUGAACGUCCUUUAACUUUUUGUCCAACCUCAGUAUUAAAAUACAUUUAUGCAAAGGAUUAACACAACAAACAUUACACGGUAGGCUACAUGUUUGAGUGCAGGACUCAAAUGGAACCCUUCCUUCUGUGCAAGAGAUUCCGUGGUGAUAUUUGAAGUGCUGCACCCUAGAACCGACUGGCAGUAAGAGUAUACCUCUCGUUGCAUAGUAGCAAAUAUACUGGUAACUAACCCUUCUUCUGUCUGUGAUUGUACCGUCGAGAGUGAUCAGGUACGAUACACACUUCGGUUAUCUUCCUUGGCAUAUCAUUUAACUCCGAUGUUGUCAUAUAUGCUGCUGCUACUGUUUAUCCUGUUGCUUAGUCACUUUAUCCCUACCUAUAAAUCAGUGGCGAACCGUAACUAUGGCCCUAGUCUUCAUAGGGACCAAAAAUCUUCCAAUACGUUGUAUCAAACUCAAAUCAAGAAAAUAACAGAAAACAUAGUAUCAUUUAUUAUUUCUUCUGUAGUCUGAAAAUUCUAGUUCUACUGAAGGAGGAAUGAAAACAGGCCUGGCCGAGCCUCGGAGACAGAAAAUCAUAACAAUACAAAAGCACAACCAUUUAAUUUCCCAAAUGAAAUUAACAAAAGUUAUUUUAUGACCAUCACACUAACCAGUGAUCUAAAGUUUAAAUGCAGCAAUGUCUCAUAGUCAUUAUUUUCAGAGAUCGCAAACAUCAAGUGAGCUGCAAAAAAAGUGCCAUUCACCAAAUUAUCAUUUGUAAACAAAGUUUGAAAGUUAAAAGGGUGGUGCUAACAAAUUAGCAGCAACAUCCACAUGGGAGCUAAUAACAGCCGCUAUUGCCAUUGACACACUACUACGACACUAGCUAGCUAACAUUACCAGCAUUUCCGUGGGAAAACUACUGCUUGCGCCUCUGAUUAUUUGCUCGUCUUGCGCCCUCAGUAGUGAUGUGUUUAGGCCUUAGAGAAAGAGAAGGGUGCAAUUUCGGCCUGCAUUCCUGUAUCUGCAGGAACCCCUCUUUAUACUUCUAUAAGUACACUUUUAGGUUAGGGAAGGCAGAAGCAAUCCAGUACAGUAGGUGGCGUUAUUGAACAAUAACGUUGGAUACCAGCCGUCGAUUAAACCCACAGAAGAAGGGAUGGGGUGACAAUGGGCACUGUUUUCCUGCAGUUCUGUUAACGAUGCCGAGGGCUGGUGUUCAGAAUUUUGGCGCAAAGGACACUGUGCCAGUUUUUCCAGCUAGUCCUAAGGAGGACUCCGGGACACAGCAGAUUCCGUCUCUCGUGGUUGAAGUGUACCUAUGAUACAAAUUACAGACCUCUACAUGCUUUGUGUGAUGCGUGUGCCACUGCGUUGGGUGCUGUGGGAUGUGAAAGACACCCUGCUGAAGGUGCGCAGUUCUGUCGGAGAGCAGUACUGCCAGGAGGUCAAGCGAACAGCAGGUUUCAGUCUUAACCCUACAGAGGUGGAGGCUGCCUUCCGCCAGUCCUUCCACCAGUACUCCAAACUCUACCCCAACUACGGUACUGCCCAGGGCCUGGGAGGGAAGGCCUGGUGGAUGGGAGUGGUUCGGGACACCUUCGCCCAGUGUAGAGUACAGGACGCAGCCCUACUGGACACACUGGCCCACAACUUGUAUCAUGGCUUCUGCAGCCCUAAUAACUGGGAGGUAUUUCCAGACUCAGCGAAGACCCUGGAGAGCAUAUCCUCCCUGGGACUGAAGCAGGGUGUGGUGUCCAACUUUGACAAUCGCCUGGAGGGGAUUCUACGAGGCUGUGGCCUACUGUCUCACUUCAGCUUCCUGCUCACCUCAGAGGAGGCCGGUAUAGCCAAGCCUAACCCAGCAAUCUUCCACCAGGCACUAGAGAAAUGUGGCGUAACAGCCGCGAGUGUAGCGCACAUUGGGGACCAUUAUGUCUAUGACUAUGUGACCUCUCGGUCACUGGGCCUCCAUGGGUACUUGCUGGACAGACAGGGCAGGAAUAAAUACCCUGAUGUUCCCCCACAGCAUCGAUUAAAGACCCUGGAGGAGCUACCUGCAUGUCUCCAGCAACAUAUGGACUAAAUGUUAUCUAUUACACAAGUAAACUCAAGCCAGGAUUCAAACAAAGCGCACUGUGCCAACAUUUCACUGCACUUGACAUUAAAGUAUAAAAAAAAUAUAUAUAAAAUCCAAGCCUUAAUCUAUGGCAGUGAAACUAGCCCCAAAACUUAACAUAUGCAAUGACCACUUUUAGAUUAUCUAAAUAUGUACAUAUAAUUUAUCUAAUGUUUUCAUAACUUAUUUCGCCAAUACGUUUUAUAUCACAUUGUGACACCCUCCAAUUAAUGGAUUAUGUUCAAUAAAUAAAAAUGCCUGUUCUACAGCCAGUGCUACAUUC